AUGGUUCCGAGCGCCAGGGGUGCCUCCAGCAGGCGAGGUCCCGGGCCGCACGGGGGGCAGGGGCAGAGGCGGGUCCGCGGAGGGGGUUUUGGCCCCAAGGGCGAGCAGAACUGUUCUGGAGAUUGUUGCUCCGUCUCGUUCCCCGCGACCGCAGCCCCCGCGGAAGCGGAGGGGAUUGAAGGAGGGUUGAGGCCUCUUGCCAGCAGCGCCCCUUCUCGGUGUAGGAAUGGACUUGGAUUUGGAAGGCUCAGAACGCUGACACGGGACAUCAGGACUAGAGCAGGACAUCAGGACUGGAAAGGAAAUUUGAAAUACUGCCUUGUGAUUCUCAAUCAACCUUUGGACAAAAGCUUUCGUCAUCUUUGGAGCAAAGCUAUUUUAAGAGCCUGUGCUGAUGGAGGUGCCAACCGCCUAUAUGAUGUCACGGAAGGAGAGAGGGAACGCUUCUUGCCUGAAUUCAUCAGUGGAGACUUUGAUUCCAUCAGGCCUGAAGUUAGAGAUUACUACGCUGUUAAGGGAUGUGAGCUCAUUUCCACUCCUGAUCAAGACCACACUGACUUCACCAAGUGCCUUGAGGUGCUCCAGAAGAAGAUAGAAGCCAAAGGCCUACAGGUUGACGUGAUUGUGACACUGGGAGGAAUUGGAGGGCGUUUCGACCAGAUCAUGGCCUCCGUGAGCACCUUGUUCCAGGCGACGCGCAUCACUCGUGUGCCAAUCAUAAUCAUCCAGGAGGAAUCGCUCAUCUACCUGCUCCAGCCAGGAAAGCACAAAUUGCAUGUAGACACGGGAAUGGAGGGUGACUGGUGUGGCCUCAUCCCUGUUGGACAGCCUUGCAAUCAGGUGACGACGACGGGCCUAAAGUGGAACCUGACAAAUCAUGUGCUCAGCUUUGGGACACUGGUCAGCACUUCCAACACCUACGACGGAUCAGGGGUCGUGACAGUGGAGACAGACUGCCCACUCCUCUGGACCAUGGCCAUCAAGAACUGACCCGGGACUGGCCUUCGUCACUGUGCCUCCAACUUAUCUGCCAACAACUCAUUGCUCAACAAGAGCGGCUCCCCUCGGUCCACAGGAAUCCAAGCUUCCCCCUGGGAAGGCCGCUCGUUUUACAGAUGUUAAUGUUCUGAUAAUUCAGGUAAUAUAAGUGACACAUCUCAGUUUUACAGGGAGGGGAGAUAUCAUUAUUUUUCAGAAAAUAAAUCAGUCUGUUACAUUCAAUUAGAAAACUAAUGUGGAUCAUUCCACCAUGCAGUUCAGUGCUCAGAAUCUCAUGUUAUGAACCAUUCCAUUUAGCCUAGAAAGCUGCUUGAUUUUGACGCCAAGAGGCUCCGUGAGGCUCCUGGGUGUCCAGCACAUAGGCCUUUGCCUGCACAUCUGUUAGUGCUAGAUUCCUCGGUGUAGUACAGACACAAGUUUCUUUCUAGAUUGAGAUGUUAGAUCUGCACCAUUUACUUCGGCCUUACCACCUUCUUUGGUGUUUGUGUUUUAAAAAUAAGAAUCCUUGACCUGGUUAUUACAUUUGAGAGCAGGCAGAAUGGAGGCUCUAGGUGAAGGAGAAAUGGCCCUGUGGCGACCCCCAGGGGCCCUGCUUCCUUCUGCGGAGUGACCAUCAAGGCCGCCCUCAUAGCUACAACAUGGACUGAGAGCCGUGCCCAGAAAGCCAGCCUAAAACGGACUCGCUCCUGACACCUCAGACUGAGAAAAUACUGGUUCAUAGACAACACGUAUGUUCAGAUGACCAGAAAAUGAACCUGGUAGCCUGUGGGGAAAAGUGACCCCAUGUCCUGAGGAGCCUGGGUCUGAAAGCCUGCGUUCCUGUCCCAGGUCCCAUCCAGCCAUCACCUGACUCCCGGAGCCCCUCUCCUCACCUGGGACAAGAGGGGCUGGACGGAGGGAGCCUGGGCAGCUUCCCACACUCAGGUCCCAGACUCCGAUGCUGGCGGUUAUGGGCAGGUCAUGCCCAGGUGAGAGCGUUCAGCCCCCAGGGCACUGGAACAGUCACGUUGCAUUUAUGGUGAGACCCUCCUCCAGCCUGUCCUUUUCUGUCCCAUUUCCCAAACCACACGUUGCCACAUAGACCGGGAAGUGAGGGGAACCUGCCCUACAGGCUCCCCACAAACCCCCGGCCCUGCCCUGCGGUGCCGGAGCGUGGAGAACCAGGGGCCACCUGCUGGACCACCCGCAGGUGCACACAGGCAGCCCUGCGACCCGUCGUUACCUGUGCAAGUGCGUGUGAGACGAAACCCAGGUGCCAAGUGAAAAUGUUUAGUUCAUGUGCACGUCUGUGUCGGUAUCGAAGAAAACAGUCUUUUCUCAACUAUUUCAUUACUACCUGUCUCAUAUUAGUGUUUCUGUAUUUAAGAGACCUGCUCAGAGGACGAUUGGUCAGGACAGCCCUUCACUCACCUGACUCGGGGAACAACCUGGACUAUUACUGACACGCUCUCUGACCUCUCCCAGGGGAGUUACUCUAGGUCCCUCGUGCCAGGUGCUUACCUGUGAUCCCGUCUAGGUGUAGACCUGUGUACCUUGCAGGACUUAAAGGAAAGGCGGGUAGACUGCUUUCCAAGAGCUUUACAAGCUGGAGAGAGAGCAGGCCCUGCUAGAGUAGGGGGAGUAAAGCUCACUGGUGGAGGAGGAACCCGGGGGAGGGAGAGAGGCAUCCAAACAGCCUGCGCACUCGGUGCUGUGGCCGGGGGCAGAGUCCAGGCCUGUCCACGUCUCCUCAGCACAAGCGCAGAGCCCAGAGCUCCUGUGCACACAUGGCCCAGCUCCCCACUCCCAGCACAGGAAAGCAGAGCAGCCCGGGGAAGACUGGCCGGCAGUGGCUCCUUCAGCUCAUUUAACUCAGAGCCUCCAGCAGAGAAGCUUGCCCGAGACCCUCAGGCCGCUGCCCCGAACCCCACCUGCACAGGAGGGGAGAGAGGCCGGGUGGCCGGCCAGGCGCGGGCAUUCUCGGCGCCCGGUGUUACUCUCUACCUCACAAGUCGGGCUCAGCCGCCGCGUACUCCUUACUAGAAAUGUAGUCACAGCAUGUAAAAGAAAUGUGCCCACUGUUAUUAAGAUUUUACCACAAAAGAAUGCAUGUGCUGUUGACCCUGAAAAUCUUACGAGUGUCAAUAAGUGGAUAUUUAGCAAAAAGAAGACCACCCUUCUCUGCCCAGCACUGUGAUUAUAAAGGGUGUGGUCUGAGUGGUGACUUUCAAAUAUAUUCGCCGCAACCCACCAGAAA
Miniopterus natalensis is the source of this 3235-nucleotide messenger RNA. NCBI's taxonomy places the organism in Eukaryota, Metazoa, Chordata, Mammalia, Chiroptera, Miniopteridae. The record is from RefSeq and is a predicted model, not a curated record.